GUGAAAGGCGGCCUGCUGUUGUGCACUGGGGACAUGGAGCACUUGGAUAAGUACAUGCAGGACAAGCCGUUUGUGCUGCAGCUGGCGGUGUGGGGCCUGAGAGGGGUGGCCAGAGUGAUCCUAGCCAACAACCCGCUGAGUGGUGCUCUCAUCCUGGCCGCACUGUGCUGGGCUUCCCCCUGGCAAUGCCUGCUGGGAACUCUGGGUGUACUGGCCUCUACGCUAACAGCUGUCAUCACAGGGCAAGACAGUGCUGAGGUGUCAGGAGGUCUCCAUGGUUUUAACGGCAUGCUGGUGUCUCUGCUGAUAGGAGUGUUCAGCUCUGCAGGAGACUGGUACUGGUGGCUGCUGCUGCCUGUCUGCUUGGGGUCAGCUCUAUGUGUCUUUCUGUUCAGUGGUCUCUCUCCGGUGUUGGACCGCUGGGACUUGCCUGUCGCAGUAUUUCCCUUCAACAUCCUCAUUGUCCUCUACCUCCUUUGUACCGGCCCAGACAACCCUUACUUCCCACACCACCUGACUUUGCCUCCGGGGCUGCCGGAGCACAAUGGCACCGAGCUCAUCGCAGUAGAGGUAACGCGAGGCAUCCUUCUAGGUGUGGGUCAGAUCUUGGCCUGCGGAGCUUUGGGGCCCUCGAUCCUCAUCCUGGGUGCUGUUCUGCUUUACUCUCCCCUGCUGGCCGCCCAUGCUCUGCUGGGAUCAGCAGUGGGAACGUUGGCUGGUUUAUCCAUGGCGGUGCGUCAUGAAUCUCUGUACUCCGGCCUGUCGGGGCUUAAUGGAGCACUGGGCUGCAUGGCUGUUGGAGGACUCUUCUUCACCUUCAGCUGGAGGACCCAUCUCUUUGCUAUCGCCAGCGCCUUCCUCUCUGCAUAUGCUGACAUCGCUCUGAGCAAUCUGCUGGGAACUGUUGGUCUCCCAGCAUGCAGUUGGGCAGCCACUCUGACUAUCACACUGAUGUUGCUGAUGACCGGCAGCUUAGCAUCAUACCGCAUCCCUACUGGUCAAGUCAUGGCCCCUGAAUACAACCUAUGCUCCCGCAGCGAAUGGGAAGCCGGGAACGCUGCAGACCGGGAGAGCACUGAUGUGUAACGC
Cyclopterus lumpus (lumpfish) is the source of this 1089-nucleotide messenger RNA. Its product is annotated as urea transporter 1. The transcript has 8 exons. NCBI's taxonomy places the organism in Eukaryota, Metazoa, Chordata, Actinopteri, Perciformes, Cyclopteridae. Gene Ontology annotation, biological process: urea transmembrane transport. Bases 34 to 1086 code for a protein of 350 amino acids. Gene Ontology annotation, cellular component: membrane. Gene Ontology annotation, molecular function: urea transmembrane transporter activity. The record is from RefSeq and is a predicted model, not a curated record.